This is a messenger RNA of Eimeria tenella, 459 nucleotides long. RefSeq lists its product as uncharacterized. The record is from RefSeq and is a predicted model, not a curated record. The transcript has 7 exons. The coding region runs from base 1 to 459 and encodes 152 amino acids. NCBI's taxonomy places the organism in Eukaryota, Apicomplexa, Conoidasida, Eucoccidiorida, Eimeriidae.
AUGCACAACGCGCCCCCAGUGCACCAAAAGCCCCUACCCACAGAGGCUGAAAGACGGCGCAUAUUCAAUUUGAAGGCUGAAACCUGGGACAGGCAUGUUUUCUUUCAAGAAGCCCUGAUGCGUCUGGGGAGACUACGGAAGGAGUUGGUGCAGCAGGCGGAAGGGAAUGUCUUAGAAGUAGCAGCAGGCACCGGCCGCAACUUCCGCUUCUAUGACAAGAAGAAGGUGAAAAGCCUCACGGUCACGGACUUCUCCAGCGGGAUGCUGGAGCAGGCGAAGGCGAAGGAGGGAGAGUUGGAAGGAGUGCCCUGCGUUUUCCGGCUGGCGAAUUCUUGCAAACUUCCAGACCCUCCCGAGAGCUACAACUGCAUAGUGGAGACCUUCGGCAUUUGCUCCUACGAAGACCCCGUAAAGACCCUAAAGGAGCUGCGCCGGGUGCUGCAGAAGGUGAGGGUUUGA